AUUCUCUGCUGUCAGGCGGGUGUAAAUCCAGAGUAACUCCGUUGACUUCUUUGGUGUUCCUGGGACGACUGCAUAGUCCACUCUUCCUAUUCCAAGUGAAGCAGAUCUCCAAAUUAGCAGGACUUCUGGUUAUUAAUGGGUGAUCCUGCCACCUUUUCCGUGUACAACACAAGUGUAAAAUAUUGUAACUUUCAAAAUAUUGAGAAUUUAGCUCUGGGUUCUAAAUUUUAUAUAUAUUAUUAAAUAUUAAAAGCCACCGUAUAGACAUAUAUUUGAAAAUCUCCCUGUUUUAAUUUAAGUCAAAUUAUAUCCAUGCAAUAUAUCUACACAGAGGCCUAGUCUUGCACACUGAUCCAUGCAGGCAGACCUCUGCAUCCAUAGGGAGUCUCGGUGACCUCAGCCCAGCUCCAAACAGAUGGACCCUUCCGCUCAUAUGCGGCCCCACUGAAGUCAGUGAGGCUGUGCAGGGGCCUGCCUGUAUGGAUCAGCUUGCAGAAUCAUGGCCAAAGACCGUGUGUUUGCAGUAGCAGAAAGAGCUCUGCUGAUAUCCCUGGUGGUGACAUGCAAGCAAACAAAACCGCUAUGUGACACACAGGGGCUUUAAUCAUGAGCAACCCUUUUGCAUGGAUUGCAGAGCCACUAGACUCCAACCAGCCUGCAAAGAAGUUCUUCAAUCUCAACAAAUUGGGAGAUGCGAGAUACGGAUGUUUGCCGUUUUCUAUCAGGGUCCUCCUGGAGGCAGCCAUCCGCAACUGUGACGAGUUCCUAGUGAAGAAGGAAGAUGUUGAAAAUAUCCUCAACUGGCAUGUGAUGCAGAGCAAGAAUGUUGAAGUGCCAUUUAAUCCUGCACGAGUUAUUCUGCAGGAUUUAACUGGCGUACCUGCAGUGGUUGACUUUGCUGCAAUGCGUGAUGCUGUGAAGAAACUGGGCGGAGACCCUGAAAAAAUUAAUCCCAUCUGUCCUGCUGAUCUAGUAAUUGAUCAUUCCAUCCAGGUGGAUUUUAACAGGAGGUCAGACAGUUUGCAGAAGAAUCAGGAACUGGAGUUUGAAAGGAACAAAGAAAGAUUUGAAUUCUUAAAGUGGGGCUCCCAAGCUUUCCACAACAUGAAGAUUAUUCCUCCUGGCUCGGGAAUUGUCCACCAAGUGAAUUUAGAAUACUUGGCAAGAGUGGUGUUUGAUCAGAAUGGGUACUAUUAUCCAGACAGCUUGGUAGGCACUGAUUCGCACACUACAAUGAUUGAUGGUCUGGGAGUGCUGGGCUGGGGUGUUGGUGGCAUCGAAGCAGAAGCGGUGAUGCUGGGCCAGCCAAUCAGCAUGGUGCUUCCGAAAGUGAUUGGUUACAAGCUGAUGGGAAAUCCUCAUCCCCUGGUAACUUCCACAGACAUAGUGCUCACCGUUACCAAGCAUCUUCGCCAGGUUGGGGUGGUGGGUCAGUUCGUGGAAUUCUUUGGGCCGGGCGUAGCCCAGCUGUCAAUUGCUGAUCGAGCCACCAUUGCCAAUAUGUGCCCCGAAUAUGGAGCAACUGCAGCCUUCUUCCCAGUUGAUGAAGUCAGCAUCAGGUACCUGAUCCAAACGGGUCGUGAUGAAGAAAAAAUUAAGCACAUAAAGAAUUAUCUUGUGGCUGUGGGGAUGUUUAGAGAUUUCAGUAACUCCGCUCAGGAUCCAGAUUUUACCCAGGUUGUGGAGCUGGAUCUGCAUACCGUCGUGCCUUGCUGUAGUGGGCCCAAAAGACCUCAGGACAAAGUAGCUGUGUCAGAAAUGAAGAAGGACUUUGAGACCUGCCUGGGAGCCAAGCAAGGGUUCAAAGGAUUCAAUAUUGCCCCAGACCAUCACAGUGAUCGCGUGAAGUUUGUUCAUAACGGCUGUGACUUUGAGCUAACCCAUGGUUCGGUGGUGAUUGCUGCCAUUACCAGCUGUACUAAUACCAGCAACCCCUCGGUUAUGUUAGGAGCUGGAUUGCUUGCUAAGAAAGCUGUUGAUGCCGGUCUGACUGUGAAGCCAUACAUUAAAACCAGCUUGUCCCCAGGCAGUGGGGUUGUCACUUACUAUCUGAGGGAGAGUGGAGUUAUGCCUUACCUUGCUCAGCUAGGGUUUGAUGUGGUGGGUUACGGGUGUAUGACCUGCAUUGGGAACAGUGGACCUCUACCGGAGCCUGUUGCAGAAGCCAUCACUCAGGGGGACCUCAUAGCUGUGGGGGUGUUGUCCGGAAACAGGAAUUUUGAGGGUCGCAUCCAUCCCAAUACUCGUGCCAACUACCUUGCCUCCCCGCCACUGGUAAUAGCCUAUGCUAUCACAGGGACCGUAAGGAUUGACUUUGAGAAAGAGCCUUUAGGAGUAAAUGCAGAAGGGAAGGAGAUUUUCCUAAAAGACCUCUGGCCAACAAGAGACGAGAUCCAGGCCGUUGAACAUCAGUACGUCAUUCCAGGGAUGUUUAAAGAAGUCUACCAGAAAAUAGAGACAGUAAAUGAAUCCUGGAAUGCCUUAGAUGCUCCGUCAGAUAAACUAUAUACUUGGAAUCCCAAAUCUACAUACAUUAAAUCACCCCCUUUCUUUGAGAACCUGACUUUGGAGCUUCAGCCCCCUAAAUCCAUAGUUGAUGCCUACGUGCUCUUAAAUUUGGGAGAUUCUGUAACAACUGACCACAUAUCUCCAGCUGGGAAUAUAGCAAGGAACAGUCCUGCUGCUCGUUAUUUAACUAGCAGAAGCUUGACUCCUAGAGAGUUCAACUCUUAUGGCUCCCGCAGAGGUAAUGAUGCUGUCAUGGUCAGAGGAACAUUUGCAAAUAUUCGCUUGUCAAACAAAUUAAUCAAUAAGCAGGCACCCCAGACCAUCCACUUCCCUUCUGGAGAAACACUGGAUGUAUAUGAUGCUGCUGAGAGGUACAAGCAGGCUGGCCAUCCCCUGAUUGUGCUGACUGGCAAGGAGUAUGGCUCAGGAAGCUCCAGGGACUGGGCCGCAAAGGGCCCUUUUCUACUGGGAAUCAAAGCCAUCCUUGCUGAGAGCUAUGAGCGCAUUCACCGCAGUAACCUGGUAGGAAUGGGAGUGAUUCCCCUGCAGUAUCUGCCCGGAGAGGAUGCUGAGAGUCUAGGUCUCACAGGACGGGAACGUUACACAAUUGUCAUUCCUGCAGAACUUGCACCAAGGAUGAAUGUCCAGAUCAAGCUGGAUACAGGGAAAACCUUCCAAGCCAUUAUGAGGUUUGACACUGAUGUGGAGCUCACUUAUUUCCGCAAUGGUGGCAUCCUGAACUACAUGAUCCGUAAAAUGGCGUCCUAAUUAAAUCAACUGUCCAGUUAGAAACCUGCCUUUGAUGGCCACAUGAGAAUGCCCAAUAAUCACAGAACUUAGAAGUCUAAACCAUGAAAUCAUUUGUCUCCUUGUGGACUGUAUUACCCAGGGGCUUGUUUACAAAGGUAGAAUGUGUUCAGUUUCCUGACACAAUCAUUUUAUUUUUUGUAUGGUGGCUCGACUGACUAUUCUAUCAUGGGGUGAUGCAGAAAGUGGAUCUAUAACCACUGCCAAAGCCUGAUUUGUACAUGGUGCAUUUUGUUUGACACCUGUCAGUCAGAUACAGUCCUAUGCUCAUUUCAAUUUCCCAGAAACUGACAGGGUACACUGGGAUUUUUUUUAGCCCCCUUCCCCUGAUUCUGGAUUAAGUGUCAGGGGUUGGCUCCUUCCCCCUAUUUAAACAGCAUUUGAUCAGACUCCCUCCUUGAGUGGCUAAUGUUGAAACUAGUAAAUUGUUUAGCUUGCUCUUAACUACAAAAUGUGAAUUAUCUUCCUUUAAGAAUGUCUUCUCUAAGCAUUAGGUUUUGUUGUGACAGUGGACCUUUUUGGGAGACAUUUCUAAGAGAUUAAAAUCUAUUUUCAAAAAUUUCA
Dermochelys coriacea (leatherback sea turtle) is the source of this 3879-nucleotide messenger RNA. RefSeq names its product aconitase 1 (gene ACO1). Gene Ontology annotation, cellular component: mitochondrion; cytosol. Gene Ontology annotation, molecular function: 3 iron, 4 sulfur cluster binding; 4 iron, 4 sulfur cluster binding; iron-responsive element binding. The transcript is spliced from 21 exons. The record is from RefSeq and is a predicted model, not a curated record. Gene Ontology annotation, biological process: citrate metabolic process; tricarboxylic acid cycle. Lineage: Eukaryota; Metazoa; Chordata; Testudines; Dermochelyidae. The coding region runs from base 607 to 3276 and encodes 889 amino acids.